AUGGCCCUUAUCCUCCGGCAGUUUUCUGGUGAUAGCAUCCGACUCGAUCCCAAGCUUUGCGUCCAGUGUGGCUUCGAAGUUGCGCAGCUUGCCCAGAAAACUGUCAUCAUGCUUGCGAGACAUAUCACCAAUGUCGCCGCUCGACACGCUGGCCGCUUUGUCUCCGAUCUUUUCUUCUGA
This is a messenger RNA of Parastagonospora nodorum SN15, 180 nucleotides long. RefSeq lists its product as hypothetical. The transcript has a single exon. Lineage: Eukaryota; Fungi; Ascomycota; Dothideomycetes; Pleosporales; Phaeosphaeriaceae. The record is from RefSeq and is a predicted model, not a curated record. The coding region runs from base 1 to 180 and encodes 59 amino acids.